Molecule: messenger RNA, 11593 nt
Organism: Mobula hypostoma (lesser devil ray)
Lineage: Eukaryota; Metazoa; Chordata; Chondrichthyes; Myliobatiformes; Myliobatidae
Exons: 2
Coding region: 2579-3619 (346 amino acids)
Source: RefSeq, a predicted model, not a curated record
UUGGGGUGGUGGGACACUGGGGUGUCAUGUCAUCGUUGUCUGUUUCCAUCAGGGCAGGCAGGUCAUCUUCUUUUAUGUCUGCCUGCCUCGAUGUCGAAGGUUGAGGUUUGUCGCUGCUGUGGCUGACGUGGAAGGCUUGAAAAAUGACAGUAUGCUUGACUGCUUAGCCUCGCGCAUGUUUCUAUCAUACAGUUCUUUGUAAACACUCAAACCAUCCUAAAAAUAUGCCCUAAACCUACGUACCCUUUCAAAAUGAAAGUCAUACUUUUCGGCAAUCAUUGCAGUUAAAAUCUCACACUGUUGCUUCACGUUCAGUUCCUGGAAGACUUCACUUUCGGUCCAUUUGCUACUGCAUUCGGUUUCGAUUGUUAUCCUUUCCUCUUCCAACUGCAUCAGCACUUCAUCUAUCAGUUCUUGGUCAUGAGAUGCCAAAACCUCUUCAAUAUCAUCUUCGUCAACUUCCACAAGCCAAAUUCACAUUGUCCUUACUUUGUUCACCACGAUCGAAACGCUUAAUUAUGUCUAGUUUUACGCUAAGUGUUACACCCUUACGAGCUCUUUUAGGCUUUUCCGAUGCCUUAGAACUCAUCUUGCUAAUGGAUGUUCAAAAUAAAUCGACAUAAAGCACAGAUGCUCACAGGCACGUGUUUAAGCAAUGCCGGCUAGAAUGCAGUUCCGAGGAGGAGCUUCGCUACUCAGGGCACUUGCUGCCUUUUUUCAUAACAGUGAAAACACCUUCUGUUAGCGAAAACAGGUGACUAACGUAGGUCUUUCGUAACAGCGAGGUUUCGUAAAGCAAACGUUCAAAAAGCGGGGGACACCUGUAUUAGGGAUGCAGAAUCAAAAAGGGCAACAAAUACACUACUCAAAUUAUAUUUCAAUGCACAAACUAUAAGAAAUAAGAUGGAUGAUCUUGUUGCACUUUUACAGAUUGUCGGGUAUGAUGUUGUGGCCAUCACUGAAUCGUGGCUGAAGGAUGGUUGUAGUUGGGAGCUGAAUGUCCAAGGUUAUCGGAGGGAUUGGAAGUAGGCAGCGGGAGUGCGUGGCUCUGCUGGUAAAGAAUGGCAUCAAAUCAGUAGAAAAAUGUGACAUAGGAUCAGAAGACGUUGAAUCCUUGUGGGUUGUGUUAAGAAACUGCAAGGGUAAAAGGACUCUGAUGGCAUACUCUGAUAUGGGCCUACAAACAGUAACUGGGAUGUGAACUACAGAGUACAAUGAGAAAUAGAAAAAGCUUGUUAACAGAGCAAUGUUAUGAUCAUUCUGGAAGAUUUUAACAGGCUGGUAGAUUGGGAAUUGGAUCGUUGUUUCGCUUUUGUACCAGCAGUUAUGGUUGAAAUGACAAUAAAAGCGACUUGACUUGACUUGAAAAUCAGGUUGAUAGAUCUAAAGAAUUCAAUAAAGUGUCUACGUAGGGCUCAUUGGAGGCCCGGGGUUGGGAGUACAGCUCUCGAUAAUAUGUUUCAAAACUCUCUUGAAUUUUUCCUAUUGUAUUCUCCACAAGCUUUGUCUUUAGAUUCUUUAUUUUAUGAAUUGUAUUGUCUGCUUGUUAUUUUCGUAAUUUAUAUGCUAAUAAUCUAGCUGAUUUACCUCCUACUUCAUAAUUCUUUUGUCUCAGGUAAAGAAAAUUUCUUUGAGUUUCCAAUGUAUAAAUAUCAUCAAUUUCACUUUAGAUCUACCUAAACUUACAGAUUUACAAAAUGAAUGCCUAUUAGAACCAGUAACUGCCAAAGAACUGAAUGUGGCCAUCUCUAGAUUAAAGGCUGGAAAGUCUCCAGGUUCUGAUGGGUUUACCUCAGAGUGGUACAAAUCGCUGAAGUCACAGUUAGCCCCAUUACUACUUAACACCUUUAAUUGGAUCUUGCAGAGAGGAGAAACUCCACCUUCCUGGAAAGGAGUGAUUAUUUCAGUUAUUCCUAAAGAGGGUAAAGAUAAACUAGAAUGUGGUAAUUAUCCGCCAAUUAGUGUUCUUAAUUUAGAUUACAAAUUAUUUACAUCUAUAUUAGCGCGCAGAUUGGAAAAGCUUUUAACUGGCCUAAUCCAUUUAGAACAGACUGGAUUUAUUCAACAAAGACAAACACAGGACAACAUAAGGAGAACUCUACACAUACUAGAACAGGUUAUUAAGAACGAGACAGAGACAAUGGUUGUGGGAUUAGACGCUGAGAAAGCUUUUGAUUUAGUUAGUUGGGCAUUCCUACACAGAGUGUUAGGAAGAUUCAGCUUUCAAGAAAAGAUUAUUAAAGUAAUUCAGACUCUAUAUGACAGCCAUACAGCUCGAAUUAAGAUAAAUGGGGACCUCUCUGACUCCUUUAUUUUAGAGAGAUGCACUAGAUAGGGAUGCCCAAUUUCUCCUCUCCUUUUUGCGCUAUAUAUUGAACCGCUUGCCCAACUAAUAAGACAGUGCGAAAUCGUAAAAGGUAUCAAGGUGGCAGGGAUUGAACAGAAAGUGGCGUUAUUCGCAGAUGAUGUUUUAGUCUAUCUGAGUGAACCAGAAAAAUCACUUAUAGGAUUGUUUACACUGUUGGAUGACUUUGGGAAAAUAUCAGGUUAUAAAAUAAAUGUAAAGAAAACGCAGGUUAUGUCCCUAAAUUAUACACCAUCCAAAAAACUGCAGGAUACAUGUGAUCUUAAGUGGGAAGCUAAAUCAUUAAAAUAUUUAGGAAUAACCCUGCCGAAGGAUCUUUCAACGCUGUCACAGGUAAAUUAUGGGCCAUUAAUUUCAGAGAUGAAAGCAGAUAUGCAUAGAUGGAAUCUUAUCCCCUUUUUAAGUUUAAAUUCAAGGAUAAAUACUAUAAAAAUGAAUAUUCUCCCUCGGUUACUGUAUCUUUUCCGGAUUUUACCUGUGGAGGUGGAUGAUAAUCAAUUCAGGGAAUGGGACAAAUGGAUUUCCCACUUUAUCUGGCAAGGAAAGAAACCUAGAAUUCGAUAUAACACCUUACAGUUAGGGAAGGAAGGAGGAGGUAUGGUACUUCCUUGCUUGACAAAUUAUUUUUUUGCUUCACAGAUAACCUCUCUGUUAUAUUGGUGUAAUAGGGAAUAUAAGGCCAGAUGGAAGGAAAUAGAAUUUGUAUUGGUUGACAGUUUUCCUCUACAGGCUUCAAUAGCUGACAUAGGAUUGAUGGCCCAAUUGGAAAAGUUUAAAAACAGUUGGAUAAAUCUUACAUUAAAAGUAUGGCAGAAGGUGGUUAAUUCAUGUGGAAUCAACAACAUGUUAAAACUUUUCAGAUGGUGUGCAUAUGAUACCGAAUUCCUUCCCAACAGAGGAGAUAACAGAUUUGAACUAUGGAUAAAGAAAGGUCUUACAACCUACCUCUCAUUUACACAUAAAAGAGUAUUACAAAGUUCCCAAUUCCUGCAGGGCAAACAUGGCCUAGAACACAAUGACUUUUUUAGGUACCUUCAAGUACGACACUAUGUUAACCAGAGUUGUAGAUAUACAGACCUAUCAACAGUAGAAUUAGAAUUUUUCAAGAUUCUGAAUUCGGCCUGCAGUUCAAUACCUAGUAAAUCAGUUUCUCGAUUAUAUAAUGCACUCUCCCAUGCUAAAAAUGUAAACACAUUGUAUAUUAAAGAGAAGUGGGAGAAAGAAGUGGGGUUGGUACUUUCAGAGGAGGCUUGAGGGAAAAUAUGCAGCUUUCAGUGGUCUUCGACUAAUUCUUUGACUUGGAGAGAACAUAGUUGGAAAAAUAUUAUAAGAUACUUCAAGACCCCAUAUUAGGAAAAAUAUAAAGACACAAACGUGACGUGUUGGAGAAGGUGCGGCUCCAAGGAGGCAAAUCAUUUCCAUAUUUUCUGGGAUUGCCCUAAAUUAAGUUUAUAUUGGAAAGGUAUUCAUAGAACAUUAGUUAAGGCACUUAAGACCCAGAUACCUCUGAACUUUGAAACGCUCUAGUUGGGGCAUGUAUUGUUUCUUGAACAGAAGAAAGAUAUAAAGUUGCUGCAGGCCCUUUUAACGGCAAGUAAGAAAUCAAUCACUAGGAAGUGGCUACAUCCAAUACCACCUACAUUAGAAGAUUGGCACGAAUUUAUCUUGGAAAUAUUUAAAAUGGAAAAGAUGACUUACUCCCUGAGAAUUCAAAAAGAAAAAUUUUAUCAAAUCUGGAAUAAAUGGAUUGAAUAUAUAACCCCAAAGCGAGCAGACUUUAGAUGAUUCUCCUAAUGAUUUAUACUGCUCUUCUCAUCAACACAGUAAUAUUGCUAAAGUAAGCACCCCGGUCUAAAUGUUUACUGUUUUUGUUUUUUUUUGGAAAAUAGAGAAUUAACACAAGUAAAGGAAAAGAUUUGGGAAAGGGAGAAAAAAUGAUAAAAUUAAGUAAAUAAGUACAUUGGGAUUGGAUAAUUAUGUUUGGGGGUAGGAGCAAACAUGAACAAGUUAGGAUAUAAACACCUACAAUGGUUGUUACAUAGGCUUAAAUACAACAUUUUGGACCAGAAGAAAUGGUCAAGAAGAGAUAUAUGGAAAUUAUUAUUAAUCCACUAUUACUAUUAUUUUUCUUAACAACUAAUAUCAUUACUUAGCCUAAUAGAUUAGAAUUUCAGCUGUACAUAAUGAUCUAUUUAAGUGUCUAAUUUCUUUUUAUAUCAUCUUAAUGUGUGCUUAGGAAUGUAUAAAUAAUUAUAGUUUUGUACAUAUAUAAAAAAACGGAAAAGUAUACAUGUGAAAAAAGUACUUGAUACUUGUGAAUUCCUUAUCCAAAUAAAAAUAAAAAAUUAAAAAAAAAGAAAAUCAGGUUGAUAAUGGAUCUCAAAAAGUGAAUUUGUUGAAUGACUAUGUGAUGGGAUUUUAGAGCAAUUUGUCAUUGAGUUUUCUCGGGGAUCAGGUAUACUGGAUUGGGUUCUAUGUAAUGAACAGGAGGCGAUUAGGGAGCUUUAGGUAAAGAAGCCCUUAAGAGGCAGUGAUCACAAUAUGAUUGAGUUGAACUUGACAUUUGAUAGGGCGAAAGUAGAGUCCGAUGUAGCAGUAUUUCAGUGGAGUAAAAUAAAUUACAGUGAAAGAGAGAGGAGUUGGCCAAAAUAAAUUGGAAGGAGAUGCUGGCAGGGAUGACAGAGGAGCAGUAGAGGCUUGAGUUUCUGGGAAAAAUGAGUAAGGUGAAGGAUAGAUAUAUUUCAAAAACAAAGAUAUACAUAAAGAAAAAAAUAGUACAGCCAUGGCUGACAAAGGAAGUCAACGUUAAUGCAAAAAAAAGAGGGUAUACAACAAAGCAAAAAUUAGCGGGAAGGUAGAGGAUUGGGAAGCUUUUAAAAAGCUACUGAAAACAACUAUAAGAAUCGUAUGAUGAAAUAUGAAAACAAACUAGCAAACAAUAUCAGGGUGGAUAGAAAAAGCUCUUUCAAGUAUAUAAAAAAUAAAAAAAAGAGUUGUAAGUGGAUAUAGGAAUGCUAGAAAAUGAGGCCGGAGAAAUAGUAACAGGGGAUGAGGUGAUGGCAGAUGAAUUUUAUGAGUGUUUUGCAUCAGUCUUCACCAUGGAAGACACCAGCUAUGUGCCCGGUGUUGAAGGGUGUGAAGAAAGAGAAGUGAGUGCAGUUACUAUUACAAGAGAGAAGGUGCUCAAAAAACUGAAAGACAAAAAGGUACAGAAGUCACCCAAACCAGAUGAACUGCACCUGAGGGUUCUGAAAGAGGUAGUUAUAUAGAUUGUGGAGGCAUCAGUAAUGAUCCCUUAAGAAUCAUUGGACUCUGGCAUGGUGCUAGAGGACUGGAAAAUUGCAAAUGUCACUCCACUCUUUAAAAAAGGAGGAAGGCAUGGAAAGGAAAUUAUAAAGCAGACUUCCUGACAUCAGUGGUUGGGAAGAUGUUGGAGUCGAUUGUUAAGGAUGAAAUCAUGGAGUACUUGGUAACACAGGACAAGGUUGGAGAAAGUCAGCAUGGUUUCCUUAAGGGAAAAGCUUGCUUGGCGAACCUCUUUGAGGAGAUUACAAGUAGGAUGGAUAAAAGGGAUGUAGUGGAUGUUGUAUAUUUGGAUUUUCAGAGGGCCUUUGACAAGGUACCACACAUGAGGCUGCUUACUAAGUUAAGAGCCCAUGGUAUUACAGGAAAGUUACAAACAUGGUUAGAGCAUUGGCUGAUUGGUAGGAAGCAGCGAGUGGGAAUAAAAUGAUGCUUUUCUGGUUGGCUGCCAGUGACUAGUGGUGUUCCGCAAAGGUCGAUGUUGGGACCGCUUCUUUUUAUGUUGUAUAUCAAUGAUUUAGAUGAUGGAAUAGAUUGUUUUGUUGCCAAGCUUGCAGAUGAUAUGCAGAUUGGUGAAGGGGCAUGUAGUGUUGAAGAAACUGGAAGGCUGCAGAUGGACUCAAACAGAUUAGGAAAAAUGGGCAUGAAAGUGGCCCAAUGUUGGAAAAUGUACGGCCAUGCACUUUGGUAGAAGAAGUAAAUGUGCAUACUAUUUUCUAAACAGGGAGAAAAUCCAAAAAUCUGAGAUACAAAUGGACUUGGGAGUCCUUGUGCAGAACAUCCCAAGGUUAACUUGCAGGUUGAGUCUGUGGUGAGGAAGACAAAUGCAAUGUUAGCAUUUAUUUCAAGAGAUUUAGAAUAUAAGAGUAGAGAUGUGAUGCUGAGGAGUUUAUAAUGCACUGCUGAGGCCUCACCUUGAGUAUUGUGAACAGUUUUGGGCUCCUUAUUUAAGAAAAGAUGUGCUGGCAUUGGAGAAGGCUCAGAGGAAGUUCACAAUGAUGAAAGGUCUCUAAUAUGAGGAACAUUUGAUGGCACUGUGCCUGCAACUGCCGGAAUUUAGGAGGAUGAGGGGGAUCUCAUUGAAACUUUUUGAAUGUUGAAAGGCCUAGACAGAAUAGAUGUGGAACAGAUGAUUCCCAUGGUGGGAUACGCUAGGACAAGAGGACACAGCCUCAAGAUAGAGGGGUGUCCAUUUAAAACAGAGAUGUGGAGAAAUUUCUUUAGCCAGAGGAUGGUGAAUUUGUGGAAUUUGUUACCAUAGGCAGCUGUGGAGGCCAGGUCAUUGGGUGUAUUUAAGGCAGAGGUUGAUAGGUUCUUUAUUAAUCAUGGCAACAAAGGUUACGGGAGAAGGCUGGGGAGUGGGGCUAAGAAGGGGAAGAAAAGGAUCAGCCAUGAUUGAAUGGCGGACGAGACUCAAUGGGCCAGAUGGCCUAAUUCUGCUAUGUCUUAUAGCCUUAUACACACAGUAUGUUAUCUUAUAGAACUACUAUACACGUUCAUCUUCUAUCAGAUUCCUUCCUCUCCAGCUCCUUACAUUUCCUACCCAUCUGGCAUCACCUAUAACCUUUUAGGAAUUCUCCUUCUCUUCCCCCACCUUUUUAUUUUGCGGUCUUUAACCUUCCUUUCCAGUCCUGAAGAAGGGUCUUCUCCUGAAACAUUGACUGGUUAUUCAAUCGCAUUGAUGCUGCUUGAUCUGCGGGUUCCUCCAGCAUUUUGUGUGUGUCUAACUUUACAAGCAGCUUUUUGCCUCCCACUUGAAGUUCAUCCAAUAACCUUAAUAUAUACAGAGUAGAUUCUGGUUCUUUAUAUUCAUAAAAGAUGAAUGUUUGCAACUUUCCUUCAGCUCCUUGAAUUCUCUUCCAGCUUAAAUCGAAACCACAUUUUGCAAGUAACUGCCUGAUUAACAUACUGUAUCAGGAAAAUGAGAGCAGAUCUUAUAGAAACAUAUAAAAUUAUGAAACGGAUAGAUAAGAUAGAGGCAGGGAAGUUGUCUUCACUGGUAGGUGAGACUUGAACUAGGGGACAUAGACUCAAGAUUUGGUGGAGUAGAUUUGGUGAAGAGAUGAGGAAGAACCGAUUGUCUCAGAGAAUGGUGAAUCUGUGGAAUUCUCUGCCCAAUGAAGUAGUGAAGGCUACCUCAGUAAAUAUAUUUAUGACAAGUUUGGAUAGAUUUUUGCAUAAUAGGGGAAUUAAGGGUAAUGGGGUAAAGGCAGGGAGAUGGAGAUGAGGCCAUGGCCAGAAUGGCAGAGCAGGUUUGACGGGCCUACUCCUGCUCCUAUUCCUUAUGUUCUUAUGUUCUCAGAUAAUUUGCCUUCAAAAACAGUUGACAGCUUUCGUCACUUUCAGUUGUGGCUCCAUCUAAUACUUUUAUUAAUUCCCUUCAGUUGACUCUAUUGCACGGGAUGUGGCAUACAAAUUGAAGCACCUUCAAUAACUCCAAAACACUAAGGUUUGGUAAAAUACUGAAAGGCUUUUAUUCGUUGUACAAUACGACCUCCACAGUGAGUGUCUGCUCUCGGACUGAGGGGGAGGGGCAAGGCAAACACCUUUGUACAGGACUCUGGGGGAGGAGCCACAGCAGCAGUCAGCAGAGGGGCGUGUCCAGACACUUAACCCAGUCACAACAUAUAUAUGGUUUACCACACAAAUAAUGGAUAGACCUCCAAUCAAGUUGCAGUUCUUUCAGCCACUCACAACCGCACAGGGCUGAUCCUUCUGUUUUAAGCACAUAUAAGCCAAUUGAUUGUGCCUUAUUGAUUGUUGUAUUUCACUGUCACAAAGGUCAUUCUCACAGGAGUUCUUUUCUCCAGUGUAAGUUCUUAGUCGGAUAUCUACAGGCUUCAGUUCAGUAUCUUCUAAACUCAUUUUGUGAAGUGACUGACAGCCAAACACUAUCACUCCAAUUCUCAUCUCCUUGUUAAAUUUGUCGCGGUCCUGACUGUUAAUUCCCCAUUUUCUCCUAAUUCCCUUUGAUGGCAGCACACCUGGUUCUCAUCAAGCCCUGCAGCAUAAAAACCCUGGCUUUGCAUCCACUCCUGCAAUGAAACCAAUAAUUCGAAACUACCCCCCAAUCCUCCCACCAUCCCAAAAGGUAGAAGUCGAACAAAGAGAAGGAAUAGGCCGGAAUGCACCCCCAUAGAAAAAGAAAAAAGAAACAGAACUCAGCGAACUGCUCAAUUCAAAUAGUGAUUUUUAAAAGUUUUUCUUAAUUCCCCUCCAACCUUUUACAAGAAAAAACCCAUGGCCCUAAGAUAAGAAAGCCCUGCAGAGGAAAAAAAAUGUUUAUGCUUAAUCAUUAAAAACUAAACUAGGGAAUGCAAAACAAUCUCCAGAGACGUCAAAACAAUAAUAUUAAACCUAAGCAAUGUAAUCUCUAACAAAGAAAAAUUGGCGCCAUUAUCCCUUUGACUUACUGCCUGAUGAAAAAACACUUUUUAGCAGAAAAACUGAGACUAAUUAUCUAUUUAUUCUAUUUACUAAGCACUCCACGAUGUAUAUAAGAAAAAGUCUAUAUAGACUAUGAAAACUAUCACUUAAUUAAUGAAGAAAAGGAAGAGUAAAAACCAGUUAACAAUCUGUCCACUGUGUUAGUUCACUCAGUAUAACAAACAGAGUUCGGAAAAGUCAUUCAUCAGUCAAAACAAGACGUUCACAUCUUCUUUAAGUGGCCCAUUGAUCAAAGGACAUCUUCAACAUAUCAGAAAUCUUCAAAGCCUGUCUUCUUUCAGAAAAUUAUUCAGCAGACCUAAUACCAUUCAGACCUCGGCCACCUCCAAAAUAGAAUUAACAUAGUCCAAUGCCGCUCGGGGAUCCAAAAAAACAUAUGGAGUCGAAUCUUUAGAAAAUAAUUUAAAUUGGGCUGGAUAACAAAGUGAUGGGAAUAAUCCCUUAUCAUGGGCUAUCUUCAUAGCUGGAAUGAAUUUGAGUCGCUGUUCCAUAACUUCCUGUGGAUAGUCUUCUCGAAUCUUAGAACCCUUAAAUUUAAAGACUCUGUCUCCUUGCAUAUUUUAUGACUUGGUCUUUAACUCUGAAAUGAAGAAAACUGACCAAAACUGACCUUGGUUUAUCUGGAUCUGGAGAUCUCGAAGUGAAAAUUCUAUGCGCUCUUUCAAUAUUGGGAGGCUGAGGUAGAAUGUCCGGAAACAGAGAUUGAAACAAAUUAGCAAAAUAGUCCAAUAAAUUCCCACUCUCAGAUCCUUCCUUCAGUCCAACAAUUCGAAUGUUUUUCCAACGAGACCUUGUUUCCAAAUCAAUAAUCUUGCGUUGAGCCUUUUCCAAGCGGGCUGAAAUAUCCGCUAUCUGACGCUUUGACUCUUUAAGCUCAGUGUUUAAGGAAAUAAUAUUUUCCUCUACAAACUGUAAACUCUGUCAAAACGAUUUCAUCUCAGAAGUGUUAUUGUCUUAUUUUCUUGUUGAGAGCCAUCAAUGCAUGUUCUAAAUGCUCAGCCCAGACAGGCAUAUCUUCUGAUUUUUCUUUCGAAGUUUUUCUGUUUCCAUUGCUGGAUUCAGAAAGUUGCUUUCCACUUCUUAAAGAUUGUGACAUAACGAUAACUAUUCCCCUCUAAGAUCUGACAAAUAAAAGUUAAAAAUUCAAAGUUUAAACUGGGGAAAAGGAGGAAUUAAAGACAGCCACAGGAUUUGAGUGUUACUCCAUAGAGCUGCAAGUGGCAGUCCUUUGCAUCCACUCAUUGCCAGAUCGUCGUUUCGCCAGUGUGGUAAUUAAUGUUCCCGGCUGCUUAGGAUUGUGUAUUCUAAGUUUUACUUCAGUACCGAGGUUUACCUGUGUAACUCCGUCUCUCUGUGCCAAGAAAAGUAUUGUCUACCACUUGCCUUUCUACGCUCCAUAAGUUCUGCCCGCCUCCUGCUUUCCUGUUCACCCUCCUGUUUGCCGUUCAGCUCCAGCCACUCCCACACCCUCGUCUGCAUCCUAACUCAAUCUCCGUGCCAGUGCCCUGCAUUUGGGUUCACCCCGUUCUUUGCAACAGAAUGAUCUGGCCAUCAUGGACCCAGUGGACACAAAGACCCUUCAACAAGACUCUCUCCUCAUUCUGCUCCCAGCCCGGCCGUUUCCACCGCCCCCGGAGAGGAACCCAUGCAGCUGGGACCGAACCGCCUUUCUCCCACUGAACGAGUGGAGAAUGAGAGCAGGGGCCGUGCACAAUUCUGAUUUGAUGGAGACAGCCAUGAGGGCACAGAGGAACAUCUGGAGUAACUUCUGGAAUGCCCGGUUCGCUGCUGCGCGAUCGAGAAUCUCCGAAGGGAAGGCCCCAAAAUCCUUGGCUUUGCCUGCUGCUGGCGACCGGGGCUGGGGUUGAAGCAUUCGGCAGAGAUGGUGCUCGUUGCUCGGUGCCGGAGGGCUGGUUGGAGUUCGAAGUUUUCGGAUGACUCAGAGUCGGACUGUGGUCAGGUAUGGCAGGGAGAGUUUUCUUCCUUCUCUCGUCUGCGUGAGAUGUGGGACUUUCGAGAGACUUUGAACUUUUUUACCAUGCUCACGGCCUGUUCUUCAUCAAGUUACGGUAUUGCUUGAACUGUUGUAACUAUAUGUUAUAAUUAUGUGGUUUUUGUCAGUUUUUCAGUCUUGGUCUGUCCUGUGUUUGUGAUAUCACACUAGAGGAAUAUUGUAUCAUUUCUUAAUGCAUGCAUUACUAAAUGACAAUAAAAGAGGACUGCGUGUCACCCAAACCUAAACCUAAACCUAAACCUAAACCUACCCAGUAUGUCUUUGGAUUGUGGGAGGAAACAGGAGCAUUCGGGAAAAACCCAGGUAUUCCACAGAGAGGAUGUACAGAACCUCCUUACAAACGGUGCCAGAAUUGAACUCCAAACUCUGAUGUCCCAAGUUGUAUUAGCAAUGCCCUAACUGCUACACUGCAUGGUACCCAUUGUAACCUCUCACUCUAGACCCCCAGGCAAUGGAAACGGUUU